Molecule: messenger RNA, 2508 nt
Organism: Electrophorus electricus (electric eel)
Lineage: Eukaryota; Metazoa; Chordata; Actinopteri; Gymnotiformes; Gymnotidae
Gene: lpar5a
Product: lysophosphatidic acid receptor 5a
Biological process (GO): G protein-coupled receptor signaling pathway; behavioral response to pain
Cellular component (GO): membrane
Molecular function (GO): G protein-coupled receptor activity
Source: RefSeq, a predicted model, not a curated record
CUGACUAAUAUUUAUCGUUCCUUUUUGUUUUACCUUACACAAAAAAAACUCCUUUUUAAAGAUGACCAAAACGCAAGAGUUAUUUGGUGCAUUCAAGCAUGUGUGCUCAGAUGACCUAGUCUGCUCCACUUUCAGCAGUUUUCUGUCAGUCUUUACUCAGCGAAUGACGGGUGUUGCCUCCUCCUGUUUCCUGCACCUGUGAAACACAGAGGCAGGCAUAACGAGAACCACAACCACAUUCGCUUGCCUCCACAUGACAUGUCCCUCCUCUCCUCUGUCUCGCCUCCACGCGGCGCGUUUCUCCUCUUCUCUCGGUCUCGCCUUCGAGCUCCACAGCAGAUGAACGCGUCUCUGGGUGCACAUCUGAAAGCGGCCAGUGGCGACUGCAACCUGACCCACUUCAGGUACCCUCUCUUCAGGAUCACCUACAGUCUGGUGCUGGUCGUGGGCUUGCCCCUCAAUGCCGUUGCCCUGUGGAUGUUCGUAUGCCGGCUGGGUCUGCACAGGUCCGUGCCCGUGGUGUACAUGGCCAACCUGGCCCUGUCUGACUUACUCUUCACCCUCUCGCUUCCUCUGCGCAUCACCUACUUCACCACGGGCAGCUGGACGCUGGGAGACUUUGCCUGCAUGGUUCCAGGGACCAUGUUCACCGUCAACCUCUACUCCAGUUCUCUCUUCAUCACACUGAUCAGCAUGGACCGGAUGCUUGCCGUGGUGUACCCGCUCCGCUCCCGGGCGCUUCGCACGCUGCCUGCAGCCUGGGUUGCUUGCGGGGCAGUGUGGCUUGCCAUCACCGCGCUGGCCAUACCUGUAGCCCUCAACCACAAGGCCAGCACAGAUAAGGAGUGCAAUGUGUCCCGCUGCUUCGAGCACUACUCGGACGAAAACUGGCGUUUUGGCUUCAACAUCCUGUGUGCCGUGACGGCAGUGGGAAUCGUCCUGCCCUUCGCCAUCAUCCUGGGCUGCACGGUGGCCGUAGUGCGGCAGCUGAGAGCCACAGCAUCAUCCCUCACAACCCCCUCCCAGCGCGGCAUGAACAGGCACAAGAUGGUGUGGCUCUUCAUGUCCAACCUGCUGAUCUACGCCAUCUGCUUCAUACCUUUCCACGCUGCCUUCAUCCUUUACGGCCUCCACAAGCUGCACUACCUGGGCUACAACUUCUUCGACGUGCAGACCAUCACCAUGUGCUUGGCAAGCACCAACAGCUGCUUGGAUCCACUCAUUUACUACUUCAGCGCCAAGACCCUGCAGAGGAAAACAGAAACAGCGGAGACGAGAGAGCAGGGAUCGUCCCCUAUAUAUUUCUCUGUGUCCUUGAGAGCACUCCUUCAGUGACUAAAAACACUGCCUUUUACCAGCACAGGAGGUUUGAAAGGUUUGGAAUUCAACAGGAUGUCAUGCACUUGUCUAUUCCAGAGCUGUGCGCGCUCAGGACGUUCAUGUUCCCGCUCCAGGGAGCUUCAUGUGUCACACUUUUCCCGCAGUGUUCAUCUGGAAAACCUCGGGUAAAUUAAUCAUACUUAAAUCCUUCCUGACCUGUGUGCAUGUGUUUUGCAGCAGGAAAAUUGUGAAACAUGCACUUUGUGAGUCUGAGCCUGGCAGGUUACGUAAGUAGAUCAAGUAAUGUGAAUCUAUUGUCAACAUUUUACUUUUUAUUUGUAGUGUUAACAAUUAAAAAAAAAAAAUUCAUUUGCGUCUUAAACCCCCCAAAUAGAGUGGAGUUCAGGGGUUUAUUGCACUUUGUGCAAAGGCACAGUGUUUCUGUCACAUUGAGCCUGUAACAUGCAUUUGUAGGAAAAUAAGUGUAAACAUAUGCAUUCUUAUUUGUAGGAAAAUAAGUGUAAACAUAUGCAUUCUUAUUUGUAGGAAAAUAAGUGUAAACAUAUGCAUUCUUAUUCUAAAGUGCUUUCUUAUGUACCCAGUGUGUUGUGUACCUUGUAAAACUGUGCAGUACAUUUUGGUGGUCUAAGUAUGCAGUACUGUUUCGCUUACCUGGAUUUCUCCUUUUUUGUUGUUAUUUACCAGCAGAGUAGACAGAGAUGAGAACACAGAUUUCUAAUAUUGAAUAAUAUAGUUCCUCAUAGAUCCCCUGACUGUGACCCCAUCAAUCCUUUUAAUAGGCUAGUAGAAAAAUCCUCCAGGGUCAAGGGUCACAGUGUAUACGUGUUUAUGCAGGACAGUAGUACACAAGGAUCUUCCUCGGUAACAAACACCUCCACGUCUCGCUGAGCUAUUGCACUGCACUGUGCCACCAGGCAGUCUGGCACUGGUAAAGAGUACUGGGACUGGUACUAGUUAUGAUACUGGGAUAGCAGCCAGUCUGUGAAUUAGUCUAUAGUCUGAAUUUCUGAGUUGCUGUGAAGUUUGGUUAUUAUUGUUGUUAAUUUGCUUGCACAGUUUUGAGCAUUACAAAGAUACUGUGUGUACUAGUAAACAAAAUGUAGCCUAACAGACCUAUGUGUUAUUGAGGGAAACCACCAUGUGGCUUUGAUAAACUGCUGAGAAGUG